Molecule: messenger RNA, 390 nt
Organism: Necator americanus (New World hookworm)
Lineage: Eukaryota; Metazoa; Nematoda; Chromadorea; Rhabditida; Ancylostomatidae
Exons: 1
Coding region: 1-390 (129 amino acids)
Source: RefSeq, a predicted model, not a curated record
AUGAGAUCUCGUCAGCAUCCUAUUCAGGUGAAACCAGUGAAUAGGUUGCUGAACGCUCAAUCACGUCGCUUCGAGCGCAGCACCUUACCCAACUGCAUCGAGCUUCGCGUCGUUUUGAUUCAACUUCAUGAAUCUACUCAGCGGAGCAGUCCUUCACAGCUCGGUGCAAUUGCGUUAGCCGAAAAUCUGAAAUGGGAUUCCAUCCGAGAGUUGGAAAUCCCCAACGGGCUGGAUGGACACUUUAGCAGCGAGUUUACCGGCAGUGGUCGACCUUGUCGUGUGAUAAUGGGGGUCGGUAGGCAGGUCGAAACUGACUACGAGACUACCUCCCUCAUCUAUGAGUUACAUUGUUUCAAUUCUAAUGUACAAAAUGGAAAGCGGCCAUCAUAA